AACACCCUCAAUAUUAUUGUUUACGUCAAGCAGGGGGUCAAGGACGGCGUCACCAUUACGUUCAUCGCUCUUUCAGCGUGGGACCUCGCUAACUGCGCCCUCUGUCUGAUGACGGUUGUCUGCUUCAUCAUCAACGAUCACUUUCCACUCCGAGACGCAGACAUCUUGGCGAUACAGUACGUCUACAUCGGCUACACACGGGGAUGUACCUACGUCUUAUCCACAAUCGUCACAGUUUAUUUAUCAAUCGAGAGAUGUAUCUGCAUAGUGGUUCCUUUCAAAGUCAAAGAUAUUUUCACCAAAACCAGAGCCGUGUAUACGAAUAUUGGCAUAGUGGUUUUUGGAAUGGCGUGCUUUGCGCCUGCGUGGGCGACGCAGACUCUGCAAUGGAAGGCAGACGACGCACGAAACAUGACGCGGCUCGUGUUGCUGGUGUCUGACAACAGACGUCAGAUUGACAUUUUCGUGGACACAUUCAACGGCAUCGUCUUGCCCACCGUGGCGCAAAUCAUCAUCACAAUAAGCGCCUUUAUCAUGAUCUCCGGAAUCAAGUCGUCUGCCAAGUUUCGCCAGCGCGCCGCCGUGGAGGGACAGACUCAGGGCGUUGCUGCUAAACACGCCAACGGCGUCAGGGAGAGCCCGAAAGAAAUCGACGGGUCGUCCAAAGUGAUGACCAACAAGGACGCCAGGGUGGCUCAGGUGGUCGUGCUCGUCGCUGUCAUCUUCUUCAUCUGCAACCUGCCCGUUCUGCUGGUGGCGUACACGCGCCCAUUCGUGCCGGAGAUGGACGUCGGCAAGGCCUACUACAGCCUGUACACACUUGUGUACACCAUUGUGUACGCCGCUGGUCUCGUCAACGCCAGUGUCAACUUCUUUGUGUAUUAUAAUGUCAGUACUAAGUUCCGGGAGGUGUUUCUCUCCGUGUUUUGUGGUAAGACCACAAAGUCGAAGUGA
This is a messenger RNA of Lymnaea stagnalis (great pond snail), 954 nucleotides long. The record is from the annotation of a GenBank genome assembly. NCBI's taxonomy places the organism in Eukaryota, Metazoa, Mollusca, Gastropoda, Lymnaeidae.